This is a messenger RNA of Aspergillus campestris IBT 28561, 2460 nucleotides long. RefSeq lists its product as uncharacterized. The coding region runs from base 1 to 2460 and encodes 819 amino acids. The transcript is spliced from 9 exons. Gene Ontology annotation, biological process: sterol biosynthetic process. NCBI's taxonomy places the organism in Eukaryota, Fungi, Ascomycota, Eurotiomycetes, Eurotiales, Aspergillaceae. Gene Ontology annotation, molecular function: oxidoreductase activity, acting on the CH-CH group of donors, NAD or NADP as acceptor; hydrolase activity. The record is from RefSeq and is a predicted model, not a curated record. Gene Ontology annotation, cellular component: membrane.
AUGAGAAUUACUCGCUCCCAGACGGGGAAAACCCCUAAAAAAAUGGACCGCCCCGGCUUCAUCGAGACACCUGGCCGGAAAGCCACCCGCAGCGGCACACAGUCCGUCGAACCCGAAGAGCGCGAAAUGUCCACUCCCCCGAGUGAAACCCCGAGCGGCGCUCAGUCGGUAUCCCGACGACGGACGACUGGAAAGGUGAAGGAGGAAGACGUCUCCGAAGGACGCGCCAAUGGCUCCGCGGGCAAGAAACGGCGGAUCGUGGACGGCUGGGAGGAAGGACUGGAUGCCAAGGUGGAUUACAGCGGCCACUUUGAAUUCGGAGGGUCGUUCGGAGUCCUGGCCAUGAUGAUCGGCUUUCCCAUGUUGAUGUACUACAUGUGGAUUGGCGCCACCUACUACGAUGGCAAAUUCCCUCGCCCCGCGGAGGGCCAGAGUAUGUCCGACUUUGUCGCGCACAUGGGCAAUCUGGUGUAUGAGGGCGCAUUCCCGACCCUCAAGGCCUGGACCGUCUACUGGGUCUUCUUCAUCUUCGAGGGUGCCUGUUACGUGCUUCUCCCAGGUAUCACGGUCAUGGGUCGUCCGCUGCCGCACGCCAACGGAAAGCAGCUUCCGUACCAUUGCUCGGGUACCUGGUCCUUCUACCUCAGUAUCGUGCUGGUUUUGGCGCUGCAUUUCACUGGCCUCUUCAAGCUGUACACCGUCAUCGAUGAAUUUGGUUCGCUCAUGAGCGUCGCCAUCCUGUCCGGCUUCCUAGUGUCCUUUAUCGCUUACUUCUCCGCCCUGGCCCGCGGAGCCCAGCACCGUAUGACUGGUUACCAUGUCUAUGACUUUUUCAUGGGCGCGGAGCUCAACCCCCGCAUGUUCGGCAUCCUGGAUUUCAAGAUGUUCUUCGAAGUCCGCCUCCCCUGGUACAUCCUUCUGUUCACCACCAUGGGAGCGGCUGCCAAGCAGUACGAGAUCUAUGGCUAUGUCUCUGGCGAGGUUGGUUUCCUGCUGAUGGCGCACUUCUUGUACGCCAAUGCCUGCUCCAAGGGCGAGGAGUGCAUCGUGUCGACCUGGGAUAUGUACUAUGAGAAGUGGGGUUUCAUGCUUAUCUUCUGGAACCUUGCUGGUGUCCCUCUGAGCUACUGCCACUGCACGAUCUACCUGGCCCAGCACGACCCGGCCACCUACCACUGGAACCGUUACUUCCUGGUGGCCCUCUACGUGGCAUACCUCUUUGUGUACUGGGUGUGGGACACGACCAACAGCCAGAAGAACCGGUUCCGUCAGCAGGAACGCGGCACCAUGGUGUUCCGGAAGACCUUCCCUCAACUCCCCUGGCAGACGCUGGAGAACCCCGAGACCAUCUCCACCGAUGCUGGCACCAAGAUCCUGGUCGACGGUUGGUAUGGCAAAGCUCGCAAGAUUCACUACACCUGUGAUCUGUACUUCGCGCUCAACUGGGGCCUGAUCACUGGUUUCGCCAGUCCGUUCCCCUGGUUCUACCCGGUCUUCUUCGCCUGCAUGAUCAGCCACCGUGCGCUGCGCGACAUCCAGCGUUGCCGGACCAAGUACGGAGAGGCUUGGGCCGAGUACGAACGACGGGUUCCCUACCUGUUCAUCCCGGUCAGUUUUCUCUCUUUACGGCAUGCUCGAGUUCAUCAGUUCCUCAACAGUCACAUUCAUCAUUUCCCAAGAGCUCAAUCGCUGAUAGUCAAUACAGGCAUCUAUGUAUUCCACCCCACCAUCCCAGGCUACCCGAAGGCGCGGUUCCCAGGCGUCGUAGUCUUCAGUGAAAUCUACCAAGUGACCGGGCCGGUUGCACGUUUCGCACGACAGAUCGCGGGCCAGGGCUAUAUCUGCGCCGCUCCGUCCAGCUACCAUGAGUUUACGGGGCCGGAAGGCUUGCAGUAUAAUGCUGAAGAUACGGACAAGGGGAACCAGUGGAAGAUUAGCAAGAAACUCGCAGCCUACGACGAGGAUGCCUCCUUGGCUGUUGACUAUCUGCUCUCGCUUCCCACGUGCAAUGGACGUGUCGGAGCGACGGGCAUGUGUCUGGGUGGACACCUUGCGUAUCGAUGCGCGCUGGAUAGCAGGGUGAAGGCGUCGGUUUGUUACUUCGCUACUGAUAUCCAUAGUAAAACGUUGGCGGCGGGGAAGAAUGACGAUAGCUUGGCGAGGGCGGGGGAUAUUAAGGGGGAGUUACUUAUGAUCUUCGGAAAAAACGAUACGCAUGUCCCGCCUGAAGGGAGGGAUCUGAUUCGAAAGACCCUCCAUGAUAAGGGCGUGCUCUUUGGAUUUUACGAGGUGGCUUGGGCGCAACAUGCGUUUAUCCGCGACGAACUCAGCAAGGGUCGGUAUGACCCCGCGAUUAGCAAGGUGUGCUUUGAGAUGUUGCUGGAGCUGUUUGGUCGUACGCUGAAGCUGGAUCUGGGAGAGCAUGAUGGAAAGGAGCUGAAGGUGGAGGAUGUGUGUUGA